AACACCAUUCACACCCAAAUGAGUCGUCUGCUGCUUGCAUGGUCGUUUUUCUUUAAAUGAAUCAGUAUCUGAAUUUACAUGAUCUGUAUUCAGCACAUUGAAGAAAGUUUCUGUGUCCUGGCUGAUUUCGCCCAAUGUCAGAACAUUGAAAAUGUUAAACUGAACCUAAACCACUUCUGCUGUUGCUGUUAGUGGUUUGAAUAAUUUUAUUCACAAUUCUGCUGAACGCUGCGGUUUGUGUUUCCCAGUUACCUCUGAGUUGAUUGACAAACUUGGUCUGCAACUGUGUGCUGGUUAAAUCGCUGCUUGAGCUUGGAGUGAGAUGGAGCAGCCCUGUUUUAAAGAGACGUCUUUGAAGUUUGGAGUUUUUCUUGUAUUCACUUUGAUUCUCUCAUUUGAUUCAUGCACUGCUCAAAGAGAAGUGAAAUUACAAGAAGGACCCCUAGUCCGGGCUGAGGGACACCAUAUAACAAUUCAAUGUACUGUGAGUGGGGAAAAGGAGUCUUCGGAACAGAACUUUGAGUGGUCCAUCUUUCGUCCAGCUGAGCCUACACUGAAAAUCCAGAUUAUCAGCACGGUUACUUCUGAUUUCUUUUACGCCAUCUAUGGAGAGAGAGUGCGGAAUAAUGAGAUUUACAUAGAGAGGGUGACAGCAAGCUCGGUGAUGUUACACAUUACAAAACUGCAGAAAAGUGAUGAAGGAGAGUAUGAGUGUUACACCCCCAACACAGCCAGUAUAUACUGGGGAUCCUACAAUGGCAAGAUGAACUUGACAGUUAUUCCUGACACACUCAGUGCAAUAUCAGUACCCCAGACCCUGGAUAGAGUCGAAGGUGAUACUUUGGAACUGACCUGUGAAGUAUCCAAACGCACAGAGCAGCACACACACGUGGCUGUCACAUGGUAUCUACAGAAAGGGAAUCAGAAUCUCCAGGUCAUCUCUCUAACACAAGAUUUCAUCCUACAUCCUGGACAGUCAUAUUCGCAGAGACAGGCAUCAGGAGAUGUACGACUUGAUAAGAUUGGAGCAACUUCAUUCAAACUCACCAUCUCCAAACUGCAGAUGUCAGACCAGGGAGAGUUUUAUUGUGAAGGCACAGAGUGGAUCCAAGAUUUAGACAAAUCCUGGUAUGGCCUGACUAAUAAACGUACUGAAAAGACCACAGUGAAUGUUAAAAGCAUAGGUAAUCAGUUUCAUGCUCUGAUUAAAGCCACUGCAGUCAAUAUUGCUGUAGGAGGCUCACUGGAAAUAGUCUGCACAGUUGAAGCUCAGAAUUUCGCAGAACGCUUCUUCUCUAUUGCCUGGUUUUUGAACAAAAAUGAAACAGUUCGUAUUGGACCAAAUGCAGUACCAUCCUUUCAUGGUGAAUAUAAAAUGAGAGCACAGCUGGGAAAGGUGAUGGUCAGUAAGAAAAGUGAUAGGGACUAUGUUCUGAAAAUUUAUCAGAUUCAAAUGCAGGAUGAUGGUACAUAUCACUGUCAAGUGGAAGAGACUGAGAAAGGUUCAACUGGAGCACUCUCUACCAACAAAUCCAAGGAAGUUGCAGUCACUAUUCAACAACCACAAACCAACCUUAAGGUGGUAAUCAACAGUAAUACUACUGAGGUGUUGGAAGGUGAUUUUCUUCAGUUUGCCUGUGACGUUCAUUCAGAAACAGCAGGCUAUGGUCGGCUCUCUAUUACCUGGCAGUUCAUAAACCAACAGAAUCAAAACAGUGAUAUCAUUGGAAUGGACCAAGAUGGUAUGCAGGUUACUUAUCAGCCCUACCAUGAGCGUGUCAUUAACAGUGAUGUCAGAAUAGCAAGAGUGAAAUCGGAUUCCUUCACGUUGGGUAUUUAUAAUGCCCUGACUUCAGAUCAGGGAAUGUAUGCUUGCAAAGUGAUGGAAUGGGAAACAGGAUCUAAUGGAAGGUGGCAGCUAGCCGGAGAGUAUGUCAGCAACAAUAAAGCUGUGACUAUCGAAUCCCUUGAAAGUAGCUUUGGGAUUAUUGCAAUGACCCGGACACCCACCGUGCAAUACUAUGGUACAUUUGAACUCCAGUGUGUCAUUACGCCUUCACGUCUUACCCAUGUGCCAGCAUCUGUAUCCUGGAAAUUUCAACCAGCCAAUUCUAAUGGCAGCUACCAGCUUGUCACUUUCACCCAUGACACUGCGAUUAAGUGGGGGGACAAGACAGAGAACUUCAAAGGAAAAAUGAUUGUAGUGAAAACUGUGACCAAUACUGUCCGGUUGAGUGUAUCUCGAGCCAGCAAGCUAGAAGCUGGGAAGUUUCUAUGUUUUGCAGAAUUGUGGGGAAGGAAUCAUUUAAACCAAUGGGUCAGGAAAGCCAGUGCAACAUCAAACAUCUUGCAAGUGAAGGUUAGACCCCCAGCAAGUCUCUUGAAGCUCACCAAGAAAGUUACAACAAUACAGAAAAGGAUCCGAGAUGUCACUGAACUUGAAUGUAAAAUUUUAGCUCGAACUCAAAAUGAUUCUCAAUUCUCAGUCACAUGGCUCUUCAGUAAGACACAGGGACCAAAUGUGAAAGGGGAAAAUCUUCUGAACAUCGAUCGCAAUAAUGUUAUCCAGUACUAUGGAGAAUUGUUCACUGACUCUCAGAAGAAAAUGAAAUUCCAGGCUAAGAAGCCCUCUAAUGAUAUGUACAAGCUGAUUAUACAGAAAACUGAUGUGAAUGACAGUGGAAGUUACUAUUGUCAUGUAAAGGAGUGGCUUUUGGAUCCCAACAACAUCUGGUAUAAAGUGGGAGAGAAUACGUCGGCAAUAACGGUUCUGCAGGUGCAUACAGCAGAUGUAAACCUACAACUCGGGAACAAUAACUUAACUAUAUCAAGCAGUGAGGAUGCUGUUGUUGAACUUGAAUGCCAUAUUAUCAACCAGACACAGACACAAUCACAAUUUUCAGUUACAUGGUCCUUCCAAAAUAAAGAGAGUCCAAAUGCUAAGGAGAGAGCGCUUCUCAAAACCGAUCAAAAUAAUGUCCUACAGUAUUAUGGAGAUUUGCUUACAGAUCCACAGAGAAAGAUGAAAUUCCAAAGUGUGAAGGCCUCCAGUAACACCUACAAGUUGAUAAUACAGAGGGCAGCAGUAAGUGACAGUGGUGUUUACUUUUGCAAUGUAGAGGAAUGGGUCUCGAGCCCCCAGAAUGAAUGGGUUAUACAAGGACAUGCUCGCUCUGGAUCAACAAUUCUUCAAGUCCAGUCACCAGUUGCCACUCUUCACUCAAAGGCCUGUGCCUCACCAUCUCUCUUCUACUUCAUAUUUGCCUACCCAUUUAUAGUCUUCAUAGCUCUGAUCACUAUUGUACUUUAUCUUUACCUGAGGCCAAAGAAACCGCAGAAACCUAAUAAUGAGAAGAGUCUUUGGACACCAAUAGAAACAUUCAUUGAUGAUACUAAGGGUGAAUAAGAAGACAAUGUAAUAUAGAAUUUUGUACUUCCUUAUUUUUGUAACUCUAUUGUUGCUAUAGGAACUGUCAUAAAUAGCAGCAAAAUAUCACUUGUGGUUAAGAAAAUAUUUACGCUGUAUCCCAGCCAGACAAAAAGUUAAAACAUAAAUGCAAUUUGAGGGCAUCCAUUCAUCUUGCACAUUAUAAUUUUUUAAAAAAUUAACAUUGGUAAACCUUGCCUAACAAGAAAUUUGUAAAUACGUUAUUCAGUCUUAUCACAAUAUGCUGAAAAGCUCAGUUUCUCUCCUGGUUCAAACAGCCCAAUUGUUUUGCUUCUUUAUUGCCAAUGCUUAAUAUUUGUGAACUUCCUUCUUGUACUUUUCAGUUCCUCAAUUCAAACCUAAAAUGUACAAUGCUUUUCAAUCUUUCAAUACUUUCCACAUUAUUGAAAUCCUUGCAGCCAUUGCUCCAAAUCCAGAGCACCAGGGAGUCAAAAAUAACAAAAUAAUCAAAGAGUUUUAGAUUCUAAAAAUCUAACAGAAAUCUAACACUUGGAGAGCAAUGUUUUAUAAUUGAAUUUUUGCCCAGGGUUGGGCUUGUCAAACAUGCUUAACUUAAUUGCUAAAUCAGCAGAGAAAAAGUUGGUGGAUGUUAUUCAGUAUCUACAAGGUGUAUGGUCAGACCACACCGUUUGUACAGUGGUCAGUUUUGUCACUGGGAUACAAUCGUUCAAACCCUUGAGAUGGUACAGAGAAGAGCCACAAAGCUGAGCCAUAGCGUGAGGCUGGAUUAACUUUUGUCAUUCAGCCUUGAAGGAGGUGGCUGAAAGGGACCCCACUGAAGUAUAUAAGAUAGUAAAAUGUAUUAUAAAGACACAAUGAGAGCACCAUGUUAGAUUAAAGCUUAACAACAAGCCCGGA
Carcharodon carcharias (great white shark) is the source of this 4306-nucleotide messenger RNA. RefSeq names its product immunoglobulin superfamily member 3-like. The transcript is spliced from 9 exons. Bases 323 to 3406 code for a protein of 1027 amino acids. The record is from RefSeq and is a predicted model, not a curated record. NCBI's taxonomy places the organism in Eukaryota, Metazoa, Chordata, Chondrichthyes, Lamniformes, Lamnidae.